Molecule: messenger RNA, 342 nt
Organism: Aspergillus udagawae
Lineage: Eukaryota; Fungi; Ascomycota; Eurotiomycetes; Eurotiales; Aspergillaceae
Exons: 1
Coding region: 1-342 (113 amino acids)
Source: RefSeq, a predicted model, not a curated record
AUGCACCCGCCUUCUUCUCCCAUCCCCCUCCUCAUCGCAAUACUCAACCCCACACCACGUCCCAUGAUCCGGAACCACAUACCUCCUCCGCCGGAAGUCGUACCGCUCACACGCCCCCCGCCUCGCCCACGGGAACGGCGUCUCGUCUCCCCCGGCGCAGCAGCACUCCUGCGGACACUCCCACCCGGACCAAUUGAUCCGUUGCUGAUUCUGGCUCCGGCUGUUGAUCUUCCCGACAUAUAUAUCCGGCCCGCGAUUGGUCAGGACAUCGAAGAGGCGCCACCGACGGGGCCAGCGCGAGGGGUUACCUGGCCGGGGAUCUUUCGGCCAGAUCCAGCCUAG